UUUUGCAAUCCAAACCGCCGGCAUAACACGGACCGGUCUAAAUCCAUCCUAACUCGGGCAUUGACCCAAUUAGAUCAACCAAUUCGACCGGUUUCUACAGUUUGGGAAAAAAUGGUGGAAAGAUUUUUCCACACGCGCAUUAAAGCUUCCCAGAUUCCGGUUGAAUCCAGCAAGAUAUCCCUUCUCUCCGGCCCGCUUUCAUCUGGUAAGACCUCGCUGCUUUUCCAAUUUGCGCUCAACUCGACGGCGGGAAACGUCAGCGCGGUGGUUUUCCUGUGCAGCAGGCGCCGGCUGGAACAAAAUCCUCCUUUCCUCUCGCAGGGUGUUGAUCCAUCUUCGGAGAUAUUUGGACGGGUUCAAAUGAAGUAUGUGGAUGAUUAUGAAGGGAUCAAGAAAUUUUUUGCUGCAUUCCACUUGCUGGAUACAUUCCCCGUUUCAGUUGUUAUCGAUGAUUUUGCUGAUUUUUUCGAUGAAAGAAAAUGCCAAGAAAGAUACAAGAAUCCAAGAGGAAGAGAAAUGGCCAUGGUGCGAGUCUUGUCGCUUUGCCGGAAUGCAAUUGAUCAUGCCAAUAAAAGGGGUCGUUGCGAAGUUGUGUUGUCAGACACUCACAAGGGCGAAAUCCCGAGGCUGCUCUAUAUCUACAAGAAGUGGGUUAACUGCAUUUACACUGUCAAAGUCGAAGGUGAUGGUUCUGGAUCAUUUAUCCUUCAGGAGCUCUAUCCAGAUACUGCAAAUUCCAAAAAAAAAUUCGCUAAGUACUCCAUUGCACUUCAACAUCUGGAACUUGAGGAUCUUGUUGAAGGAGCUGAAUGUUAAAUCUAAACUCCCCACUAAAUCGUCUUUGCUGUCGCUUGAUUGGAUGUUUUGUGCGAGAUAUUGUUUUGUUAUUUGUGGCUUAUUUUGUUAUCAAGUAUAUUCGAUAGGAGUGCACUAGCUAAGUGUGUGUAUUUUCCCUGAUGUUGCCAAGGGAGACAGGUUUGAGAUGUAAAUGGAAUUUUGUAUUCUCAUGCGAAAUGAUGUUUGUUUAUAUUACGAUUAUCGAUCUUUCGAUGAGGGCUUAUUGAUUAUAUAUAUUUACUUACCCAUACUAUGAAGACACGCGUUUAUACUGUAUAGGGAUUUUUUCAUUGGGGAUCUUGAGAUCUAUUUGCAUUCUUUACAUUGCAACACGAAAUACUUUGUCUUUCAGAUGGUUUGCCAGUGGUCUCUUUC
Messenger RNA from Striga asiatica, 1212 nucleotides. The record is from the annotation of a GenBank genome assembly. NCBI's taxonomy places the organism in Eukaryota, Viridiplantae, Streptophyta, Magnoliopsida, Lamiales, Orobanchaceae.